CUGCUGGCGGCCGUUGCAAUUGCAGCCACAUUCAACUCAGGCUCCAGGCCGCUGCAACCCAAGCCGCCAGCAGCCUGCCCCUCCUCUCCGACUCCAAACCAAUCCAAUGGCCCUCCGCCCCCCGCUGUCUCACCUCACGCGCUCUCUGCCCUGGCCUGCCCCCAGCAUGACGCGAUGCUCCGCACUGCGUCGGAUACAUGGACGAUAUUGCUGGGGAGCGGGGGAGGAAAGGAGACGACUCUUCCCGUGCCGUGCUGACGCCACCACGCGGCCCCGGUCUCCUCUCGCCCUCCUCUCCGUCUAGAUCUGAUCCUAUCCCCUCCCCACCCUCCGCCGCCGUCCUCGCCCUCCCGGCCGCAGCCACGAGCCCGAGCGCCGGGCUCCUGGCCUCGUCUCGCCUCACCGGCGAGAUGGACGGCGGCGGGGAGACGCUGCUGGUGCGGAGGAGCAAGGGCAAGAAGAGGCGGCAGCCGGCGGCGCCCGCGGAGAGGGGCUCCGGCAGCGGGGACAGGUUCCGCGCGCUCUGGCGGGACUACCACGACCUGCUGCAGGAGACCGAGGCAAAGAAGAGGAGGCUGGCGAGCAAGAAGCGAAGAAGCCUCGCCCUGCUUGCUGAAGUCAAGUUCUUGCGAAGGAAGUAUCAGUCCUUUCCGAAGGGUGGCUCGCAGCAGACACAUUACAGGUUGAAGAAGCAGGCUCGGUACAUGCCAUCCCCAUUGGGCCAUGGUGCAGGGACCGAAGUGCCUUCUACCAGCAGAAACCCAAACCUUGACUUAAAUCAAGAUUCUGUCCUGAACGAUGUGGGGAAUGAUUGCCAGGGGCAACAUGGCCAUCCAGAAGUUGAAAAGUUAGAUCAGGUCGAGGUGAAUGAAGAUACGAUGACACCUGAUGUCAAAUUAUCAGUUUGUAGGGAUACAGGAGAGUACUCUCCUGUAAGUGAAGGUAAGAGGGCGGUUCCAUGGCAAGACCGGUUCGCGUUGAAGACCUAGGCCCUCAGUUGAUGUGGCUAAGAAAUAAGCUGCUUCUCUGACAGCUAGUUUUGCUACUGUAUCCCUCAAAUGCUCAGUAGUGCUCUGUACAGAAACAAUGGGACAUGAUACUUAUAUGCAUGUUACAUUGCCUGAUUGACAAACUCAGAUGUUUGUAGCAUGCUUCUAAGCAAGUUAGACAAGUGAGUUGUGAUUCUAUGAAUGGUUCUGUCCAGAAUUUGGAUUGGCCCAUUUGAUUUUGCCUUUGUGCAUCGAAUGUUUCUUCAAUCAGCAAGAUCAUGAAUUCUGUG
Messenger RNA from Zea mays, 1279 nucleotides. RefSeq lists its product as uncharacterized. The transcript is spliced from 4 exons. The coding region runs from base 198 to 989 and encodes 263 amino acids. The record is from RefSeq and is marked validated. NCBI's taxonomy places the organism in Eukaryota, Viridiplantae, Streptophyta, Magnoliopsida, Poales, Poaceae.